Messenger RNA from Melopsittacus undulatus (budgerigar), 5794 nucleotides. RefSeq names its product zinc finger MIZ-type containing 1 (gene ZMIZ1). The transcript is spliced from 23 exons. Gene Ontology annotation, cellular component: chromatin. Gene Ontology annotation, molecular function: zinc ion binding; SUMO ligase activity. Bases 307 to 3483 code for a protein of 1058 amino acids. The record is from RefSeq and is a predicted model, not a curated record. Gene Ontology annotation, biological process: regulation of transcription by RNA polymerase II; protein sumoylation. NCBI's taxonomy places the organism in Eukaryota, Metazoa, Chordata, Aves, Psittaciformes, Psittaculidae.
UGCGCCCCCCACCCCCCCUUUUUUUUUCUUUUCCUUUCCUCCUUUCUCCUUGCCUGAAUUAGAAGCUCCAGGAAUGUGCUAAUUGGUGGCGGCCUCUUCAGAAAGAUAACCUACAGAUAAGAAAAUCACAUAAAAUGAGAACUGAUCCGCAAUAACAUUUUGUCUUUGAAGGGGUAAAUGGAACUUGUUAUGUGAGGGCAUUGAGGAAACAGUCCCCGGCUACUGAGAGGAAGAAAGGCCAGUGAGAAAAAUUCAGAUCGAGGAAUUUUAAUGGCUUUCAGGUAGAAGAAAGUGGAGACAAUCAAAAUGAAUUCUAUGGACAGGCACAUACAGCAGACCAAUGACCGGCUACAGUGCAUAAAACAGCACUUACAGAAUCCUGCAAACUUCCAUAAUGCAGCAACAGAGCUGCUGGACUGGUGUGGAGACCCCAGAGCCUUCCAGAGACCGUUUGAGCAGAGCCUGAUGGGUUGUUUGACGGUGGUUAGUCGAGUGGCAGCUCAGCAAGGAUUUGACCUGGAUCUUGGAUACAGGCUACUGGCAGUAUGUGCAGCCAACAGAGACAAAUUUACUCCAAAAUCAGCUGCACUGCUCUCAUCGUGGUGUGAGGAGCUGGGACGGCUCUUGCUGCUUCGCCACCAGAAAAGCCGGCAGAACGAUCCUCCAGGGAAGCUACCCAUGCAACCCCCCAUGAACUCUAUGAGCUCCAUGAAACCCACCCUCUCUCAUAGUGAUGGGUCUUUCCCUUACGAUUCUGUUCCCUGGCAGCAAAAUACCAACCAGCCUCCAGGCUCUUUGUCAGUGGUCACCACAGUAUGGGGUGUGACUAACACCUCUCAAAGCCAGGUGCUGGGAAAUCCAAUGGCAAAUGCUAACAACCCUAUGAACCCAGCAGGAAAUCCCAUGGCUUCUGGGAUGACUACCAGCAACCCUGGUAUCAAUUCCCCUCAGUUUGCUGGACAGCAGCAACAAUUUUCAGCCAAGGCAGGCUCCACUCAGCCGUACAUACAGCAGAGCAUGUAUGGGCGACCCAAUUAUCCUGGAAGUGGAGGCUUUGGUGGCAGUUACCCAGGAGGCCCAAAUACCCCUGCAGGAAUGGGGAUCCCACCCCACACGAGGCCGCCAGCUGAUUUCACCCAGCCAGCUGCUGCUGCUGCCGCUGCUGCAGUUGCAGCUGCAGCUGCUACAGCAACAGCCACAGCUACAGCCACUGUGGCAGCCCUUCAGGAAACGCAGAAUAAGGACAUGAACCAGUAUGGACCGGUUUGUUCCUCUUUCCAGAUGGGUCCAACUCAGGCUUACAACAACCAGUUUAUGAACCAGCCUGGUCCUCGUGGCCCUGCUUCUAUGCCAGGCAACAUGAACCCAGCAAGCAUGGGAGCAGGAAUGACACCUUCCAGCAUGAGUGGGCCACCCAUGGGCAUGAACCAACCUCGGCCUCCUGGGAUGAGUCCCUUCAGCACCCAUGGGCAGAGGAUGCCUCAGCAAGCCUACCCAGGCCCACGCCCCCAGUCUUUGCCUAUACAGGGCAUAAAGAGGCCGUAUCCAGGAGAGCCGAAUUAUGGAAACCAGCAGUAUGGACCAAAUAGCCAGUUUCCAAACCAGCCUGGUCAGUACCCCACUCCCAACCCUCCAAGACCCCUUACGUCUCCCAACUAUCCCGGACAGAGGAUGCCAAGCCAGCAAAACACAGGGCAGUACCCUCCUCCAACAGUCAACAUGGGGCAGUAUUACAAGCCAUCAAGGCCUGUACCUGUGGCAAAUUACCCUCAUUCACCUGUUCCAGGAAAUCCCACACCACCUAUGACUCCAGGGAGCAAUAUUCCUCCAUACCUGUCACCUAACCAGGAUGUCAAACCACCAUUCCCACCUGACAUUAAACCAAAUAUCAAUGCUUUACCACCACCUCCAAAUGCUAAAGGGAAAGUUCACGCUUUCUCUCCCUCUUCGAUCCCAGCCAACCACAAUGAUGAGCUGCGUCUGACGUUUCCUGUGAGAGAUGGUGUUGUACUGGAGCCCUUCCGGCUGGAACACAACCUGGCAGUCAGUAACCAUGUCUUUCACCUACGGCCAACUGUUCAUCAGACACUGAUGUGGAGGUCUGACUUGGAAUUACAGUUCAAGUGCUACCACCAUGAAGACAGACAAAUGAACACAAACUGGCCAGCUUCAGUCCAGGUCAGCGUUAAUGCAACCCCACUUACCAUUGAACGUGGUGACAACAAGACAUCUCAUAAACCUCUGCACCUAAAGCACGUCUGCCAGCCAGGAAGAAACACGAUUCAAAUUACAGUCACAGCAUGUUGUUGUUCACACUUGUUCGUGUUGCAGUUAGUACAUCGGCCAUCAGUUCGCUCUGUACUUCAAGGUCUACUAAAGAAACGCCUCCUCCCAGCAGAACAUUGUAUCACUAAGAUAAAGAGGAACUUCAGUAGUGUAGCAGCUUCCUCUGGCAACGCGACACUAAAUGGGGAAGAUGGAGUAGAGCAAACUGCUAUUAAAGUGUCUCUGAAGUGUCCGAUCACAUUCCGGCGGAUUCAGCUCCCAGCAAGGGGUCACGAUUGCAAGCAUGUACAAUGCUUUGAUCUGGAAUCUUACUUGCAACUGAACUGUGAAAGAGGAACAUGGAGGUGUCCAGUAUGCAAUAAAACUGCUCUGCUGGAGGGCUUGGAGGUUGACCAGUAUAUGUGGGGUAUUCUGAAUGCUAUACAAAACUCAGAGUUUGAAGAAGUUACCAUUGAUCCAACUUGCAGUUGGAGGCCGGUCCCUAUAAAGUCAGAUAUUCACAUCAAAGAUGACCCAGAUGGCAUUCCCUCAAAAAGAUUUAAGACCAUGAGCCCAAGCCAGAUGAUCAUGCCAAACGUAAUGGAGAUGAUUGCAGCUUUGGGUCCUGGGCCAUCACCUUAUCCAUCCCUACCCCCUCCUCCAGGAGGCAGCAACUCCACUGAAUAUGGUAACCAAGGCAACAGUUACCAAGGUCACGGCAAUUUUGACUUCCCACAUGGGAAUCCUGGUGGCACGUCUAUGAAUGACUUCAUGCAUGGGCCACAGCUGUCACAUCCCCCAGACAUGCCAAGCAGCAUGGCAGCUCUCGACAAACCCCUCAGUCACCCCAUGCAGGAAUCUAUCCCUCAUCCCGGCAGCACUGAUCAGUCCCAUACUUCCAUGCAGCAAGGUUUGCACGUCCCUCACCCCAGCAGCCAGUCAGGGCAGCCAUUACAUCACAGCGGGCCUCCUACCCAGCAGUCCCGGCAGCCACCCCCGGCCGCUUCUAGCAACCAUCCACACAGUGACCUGACCUUUAAUCCCUCCUCAGCCUUAGAGGGUCAGGCUGGUGGACAGGGAGCACCCGACAUGCCGGAGCCCUCGCUGGAUCUGCUUCCAGAACUCACAAAUCCAGAUGAGCUGCUUUCGUACCUGGAUCCUCCUGAUUUGCCAAGCAAUAGCAAUGAUGACCUUCUGUCUCUCUUUGAGAACAACUGAAAGCUUGUUGUAUUCUCCCAUCCCUUUCACUUGUUCACACGUGUGUGGCUGCACAGCGAGAAAUCUUUACACUCCUUUUCCACAAGAGAAGAAAAAAAACUCACAACUCGGUCCAGUGGUGCACUCCCUGCUUUCUUCAUCUCGGAACUGCUUUUGUCAGCUUCAAAGACUGCGAAAGUGAGGGGAGAAAAACACACACAAUAUAAAUAAAUGCAGUAAUCUCUGAGUCUGCCGUGCUACACGUGACAAAGAAGCAUAGACAGUUGUGCAGCUGUUGGAAACCCCAUUUGUUGUUCAUCCUCUAGAGAGAGAGUUCUGUGAUAAACAUAGUGUGAAGUAUCUUGGCAAAACCGAAUCUUGGCAAGGGAAGAAAAGGCAACAAAAUGGAACUGACCCAUCUCAGUGUCCUUCCAACGCAUGUUCUUCCAUUUAUUUGAAACUGUAUCUCCUCCUUCCACCCCACCUCCCCUCUGCCCCCCUCCAGCCACAGGGUUGCAUUGGGGUGAUUGUCCUGGCCUCACACAGAAAGGAAAACAAAAAUACAUACAAAGCUCAAAAAAGCACAAACCUACAGCUGAGUGGCAGAGCUAGGGAAGACACACGGGCCCAUCAGAGGGAGCCAGCAGUGUAGCUAAUGUGAUUUCAGUAACAGAAUCCUGAGAGUCUUCAGGCUGCAGCCGCGGGUGUUGGUAUUUCUGCAAGCACAGGAAUCAUAACCACCUCUGUGAAGAGGAUUCCUCUGCCCAAACACACAGAUUGGGAAAAUCUAAAGAUGUUGGCAAUGUUUAGAGGUUUUGUUGUAGUUUUGGUUUGAAACCAGUACCCUUUGUGGCUGAGUUAACAUCCAGCUCUUGUGGUUCUGUAAUAGAUCUUUCUGCUGUAUAUGCCAUACGGAACGGAAAAGAGAGGGAGGGGGGAUGCAAACCAAACUGUUCCUGAUUAUUACCUACAGCCUUCGGCACCCCAAGCGUUUGUGUCACUGUGCUGCACAAAACAUAUAGUAAGACAAGCUGGGUUGAAGGCAGCCAGGUUGAUUUGCAGGACAGAGGGAGAGUAACAUCCCUAUCUGCGUAAUUGCUUUUAAUAAUUGGCUUGAAAAGGGGCAUUGACAUUGGACAGACAUCUUACAGCUUCAUUUUCGUUUUGCUUUGCGUUCCUGUUUUGUGACUGUUACAGAUAUUUCAGCCCUUUUCUUUUCUCCUCCUUCAGUUUCUUUUGUUCAAACUUUGGCUGCCAGGAUGAGCUCUUUCUCCUGAAGGACCGGGCAUGGGGAGAAUCAGUAACUGUUGGUAGAUUGCUACUGCCCUCGAGAGACCCUGCUGCCACAAUCACUGCCUUGCCCCUGUGAUCUGUGCUUCUCGUGUGGUUGCUGCUCCUGCAUGAGCUUCCUGUUGCUUCUGUGCCCAUUUCUGUGCUCUUCGUCUCUCUCUCUCUCUUUCUCUCUUAUAAAUGAUGUACAGUAGCUGUGUAAGAAGUGCAUGUGUGCCAACUUUGCCCUUGUGGUGCAACAUUUCAGCUUUUGCCCACUGUAUAGUUAUUGGUUUUGUUUCUUUUAGUUACUAAAGCAAAUUUGACCCUGCUCCUUUUCCUCAUCCCAAGUCCAAUCAAACACCCUGUGUUUGCUCACCACAAUACGUUUUGAACAGAAGUGCCAGGGAAAAUCCUGUUAGUUCCUGUUGGUUUGACUAGCUAGCUGCCUAGCCCUCCGUGUUUAGUUUGCAGUGCUGUAAAUGGCAUGCUCUGUGCUUAUGACUCUGGAUUUGCUUUCUUCACCAAAGUCAGAUUUGUAAAUUCUUUGCGGUUUUUGUUCUGUUUUGCUCUCUUUGUUAACGUUUCCCACUACUGCUGUACAUGUGUCAUGAUAUAUAUAUGCUAGUCAGCAGCACCUUGCUGUAGAUAUUAAAGGAAAUGGCGGUUUAGUUCUUUUGUUUUCCAGUAGGAGUAUUGAAUCUGUCAAACAUUUUAUGUAGAGAUGGUCCCACACUUAUAUUUUUCCUGUUUCAAGUUUUUUUAAGAAAGGCGCUGUUCAUUAUGCAAAAUCAAUUAUUUUAAGAAUUGCUAUUGUAAAUAUCUGUGAAUAUUUUAGUAUCGUCUUUGAUAAUAUUCAGCAUUUUCAUGAUCUGGUUAUACUUUUGCUGGUGUUUUUAAAUACCUUGUCUGAAGAAAAAUAUGGGUCCUUUUUUAAACAAGAAAAUUGAGGGUUCUUUAACAGAAUAAGGGAGUUGGGUUUUUUUCUUUUUUUCCCCUCCUGUUUUCUCUUGAUAAAUUAGCCCAAAUUUUGUAUCCAUUUAUGUGUUGAAUGAAUUGGUAC